This is a messenger RNA of Lactuca sativa (garden lettuce), 459 nucleotides long. RefSeq lists its product as uncharacterized. Lineage: Eukaryota; Viridiplantae; Streptophyta; Magnoliopsida; Asterales; Asteraceae. The record is from RefSeq and is a predicted model, not a curated record.
AUGAAGCUUCAUGUUGGUUGUCCAACUAAUGAUUUGGAUGUGACAACAACAUUUGUUGAAUGGAUUCUUAAAAUUGAUGAAUGUAAUAUUGGUGACCUUAAUGAUAGUGAAACCGAGGUUGAAUUUCCAGAAGACGUUGUUGUUCGCUUUACGGGUGACCAUUUUCAUUCAAUUGUAUCCAUCAUUUAUCCAUCCUUUGAAAACCAUCUUGAUAAUCCAUCAUAUUUUCAAGAUAAAACUAUUUUGGUCCCUACAAAUGAAAAAGUCGAUGAUAUUAAUGACUACAUGUUUGGAUUGAUGAAAGAUGAAAGGAAAACGUAUUUGAAUUCAGAUUCUUUAUGUGAGACAGAGUCACCAGAUAAAAGAGUCCCAUUUUGUUUUCAAUGGAGCAAUGUUGGAAAAAUAAUUGAUGAAUCGACAGAAAUCAUCACCCAAGUGGAGGAGCUUAAUGAUGUAUAA